Messenger RNA from Cetraspora pellucida, 1404 nucleotides. NCBI's taxonomy places the organism in Eukaryota, Fungi, Glomeromycota, Glomeromycetes, Diversisporales, Gigasporaceae. The record is from the annotation of a GenBank genome assembly.
AUGAAGCUUUGUGAAUCAUCUAAUAGGAUUGGAUUCAUUGGCGGCGUUUCAAUAUUGGUUUCUUCAAUGAUAGGGCCAGGACUGAUAACAACACCAACUGGUGCUUUAUUAUUGUGUGAGGCUAUUGGUUCUUUACCUGGUAACGAAAGAUUCACUAAAAGAAUAGAGUAUUCUAAACUUUGUUCUUUAUUGAUCACAAAUCGAUUUGGACGAGUGUUAACACAAAUAAUAAUAUAUGCAGCGAUCGAAACUUUUAUUAUAACUUCAAUUAUUCUUUCAGCUCAAUUAUUUGAUAAUUUGUUGAUCGACUUUUUAAAGAUUUCUUGUGGGAUUGCUAUAUAUCCAGAAUUUGGUUGGAUUUGUAUUGGAACUUUUGGCAAUAUUAAUGGUCCAUUUGAAAAUCGGUUGAUGUUAUUUACUAUCGGUUUUAUGUUAACAAUAUUAAUUGCUACACCGAUGGUAUGGAUGGAAUUAUCAAGUAACACUAAAAUUCAGAUCGAACGAAUUCCCAUAGUUGGACAAGGUCAAGAUCCGAUUAUAAAAGCUGUACUGUAUAAUUAUGCUUUUGUCAUUACUGUGCCGAGUUUGGUUAACGAAAUGAAAAAGGAUGUUUCAAUUCGAAAAGUCGUAUGGACUUCAGUCUUUAUUACAACCCUUUGUUAUAUCUCUUUAGGAAUUAUUGGCGCCAUGUCUCUUAGAAUGGAAUUAACAACAAAUUUAAUAACAUCAAUCCGAAAAUCAGAAUUACAUAAUACUUUUGUUGAUAUUAUUAGCUAUUUAUUUCCAAUUGCAUUGCUUGCUGGAAUACCGGUAUAUGCCAUAGUUAUACGUUAUAAUUUGAUUCGAUCUGGAAUUUGUAAAGACAAAAAAUCGCAGAUAGCCAAGCAAUUAGACUUACAUUUCAAUAUACCCUCAGGUCUUGAUAAAAUUCCAGAUAAAAGUAUUGUAGAAAAACUACAUGAUCCAAAACUAUACCGAAUGUCAGCGGAUGCAAUACCAUUAAGCGAUAUUCCGGAUGAUUUUACUGUUAAUUCUGAUUUUAUAAAUAAUGCCAGAUUAACAUUACCUCCUAUUACAACGAUGGAUCCUGAUUUAUUUUCUAUAUUAUUACCUUCACAACCAUCAACUCCACAACAUCCUUCAACUCCAAGAUCUGUUAGUACUGAUGAUGAUGAAUUCUACGGUCUUUUCCCUGCUCCUAAACCUUUCAAAGCAUUUUUCCCUAACAUUGAAUUAGAGAAAAAUGAUGUAAAUGAAGAAGGAAGUAUGACUGAAAAAAAUGAUUUUUGUAGCAUUUGGAUUGCCUGGACUGCCGGACUCAUUAGUUGUUUACUUAUUGGUUUUGCUAUUAUAUAUAGUUUUGUGGAUUUAUCUUUUGGAAUUAAAACUAGUACUCUAUUGUAA